AUUUUACAGAAUGGGAAUAGUCGGUCAGCAGAAUUUGUUUAAAUUCUUUUAUGGCAAUAGUCCAAGGCAAUGCGAUGUUUUUAUAUUUACGGAAAAGCGAUUGAAGCGUUGUUUAUCACAAGUGAGAAGUAAGUGAAUACUAAAGUACCGGCAACAUUUUGUCUAGGGUAGUACAGUAUUUUUUUUUCUUUUAAUUGCUUGAGAUGUUAAGAAAAUGAAACGUCAAGUUAAAAAGGAGAGCUUAUAGAUUUUAGUUUUUAAAUCUAUAUUUGAAAAAGAAGAAAAAAAGCUGUAAAAUUUGAAAUUAAGAAUUUUCUAAUUUACGUAUGUUGUAACUCUAGUCCUAGUGGGCGUAGUCAGAAGCAGUGCGGCCAAAUAAGGAUUGUUUUCAGAACUCGGCUCUCGAGUAUGUGUUUGCACAAGGAUUAGGACAGACGACUGAUGAAUGAUAUUAUAUCAAUUGCUACUAUUGCUGAUGCACGGGAUUGAAGAGAUGGGCGAUGUUCCGAAGGAGUUAUCUAAAGAAGAGCUGAAGAAACGAUUAACUCCGCUUCAGUACCAUAUUACACAAGAGAAAGGGACUGAGAGACCCUUCACCGGCCAGUUCAACAAGUUCUCGGAGGAGGGCACGUACCUGUGCGUGGUGUGUCGCGCCGAGCUGUUCUCCUCCCGCACCAAGUUCGAGUCGGGCUGCGGCUGGCCGGCCUUCAACGACGUCGUGGACCAAGGGAAAGUCAAGCUGACCAAGGACACGUCCCACGGCAUGGUGCGCACGGAGGUGACGUGUCGGGGGUGCGGGGCCCACCUGGGACACGUGUUCGACGACGGCCCGCGGCCCUCCGGCCGCCGCUUCUGCAUCAACAGCGCCUCGCUGGAGUUCCGGCCGGCCGCCUCCUGAGACCGCGCGUCCUCGCGUCGCAGUCAUGCCUUUCGCUUUCUUGAUUCCCAGAUGUAAAUAUUUUUACAAACUUUCCAAAAUAUUUUUGUAAAUUUAAUUUCCUCGCUACAUCAGGCUUGGUAUUUUCAAGCUACACAUCGCUGUGAUGUUUUAUUAAAUGCUACUGCUUUGUGCAUUAUUUUAAAUUAUUUGUACUAGUUUAAUUUGUAACUUAGAUUUGACACAUUAGUAAUAUUUAUUUUUGGGCAUUUUCAUGUUAAUAUAUUAAUAUUAAUUUAAUUUUAAUAUGUAGUUUACACAAUGAAGCAUUUGACGUGAUUGUGUUGGUACUCCUGAACAAAGACUUGCAAUUGUGCACUGAAAUUUAAUUAUACAUAUCUUAUGCUUUUUUUUUUUUCUAAUUAAAAAUGUUUGAUUUCC
Messenger RNA from Bacillus rossius redtenbacheri, 1318 nucleotides. RefSeq names its product methionine-R-sulfoxide reductase B1 (gene SelR). NCBI's taxonomy places the organism in Eukaryota, Metazoa, Arthropoda, Insecta, Phasmatodea, Bacillidae. The record is from RefSeq and is a predicted model, not a curated record. Gene Ontology annotation, biological process: protein repair; response to oxidative stress. The transcript has 4 exons. Gene Ontology annotation, cellular component: cytoplasm. Bases 446 to 898 code for a protein of 150 amino acids. Gene Ontology annotation, molecular function: peptide-methionine (R)-S-oxide reductase activity.